This is a messenger RNA of Capronia epimyces CBS 606.96, 558 nucleotides long. RefSeq lists its product as uncharacterized. The transcript is spliced from 2 exons. The record is from RefSeq and is a predicted model, not a curated record. Lineage: Eukaryota; Fungi; Ascomycota; Eurotiomycetes; Chaetothyriales; Herpotrichiellaceae. The coding region runs from base 1 to 558 and encodes 185 amino acids.
AUGUCUCCUGAUGAGAUUGAUUUAUACGAUCGAAACAAAACUCUUCAAGCAGAACUGGACAAGGAACGGGCUAAAGGGAAGAUUUCGAUGGCAUUUCUUGCUCACUGCAUACCCGCCGUUGAUAAGAUCUGCCUGAGCAGACCACAAAAGGCGAAAAUUGGGAGAGGGCUCAGGUUAACCACGUCACAGGUAUAUACGCGAUGGAAGAACUUUAGGAAGGAAUUAAGGGAUGCCCGAAGAGAGCUCGAGUGUCAGCCGGCAACUGGCCAGACUGCAUCUCGACGAGAAGAGCUAGACGACGACGGUGCUGGGACUGAGUCUGGUUCCCGGUUCAGUUCCGAAACUGCGGGUGAUGAAGACGCAAACAUUCUCAGUGCGGUCAAACCAAAGCGUCUUCCCAACGAUCGAGUUACCGUCGAACUAAACGGCAAAAGCUUGACCCAGAGACAAUUGGCGAAAUGGUAUCGUGGCACCGAUAUGGGGGCGGAGACAAGAAGCAUCUUUGAUGCCAAGAACAUCGAGAUCAACCGGAAACGCAGACGGCUUAAUGGCAACUAG